GGCGUCACCGACUUACCUCGGUCCCGAUCGAUAUUAGGGUUGAUUCCGUCCGGGAGACAGGCGACGAGAUGUCCGCCUCUGAUCGCCGCCGCGAGAGCAGGUCCGGAGGUGGAGGACGCGAUCGGAUCGCCUUCGAGGAGAGAGAAUCCCAUCGCGAGCGCAAUUCUCAUGGAUCAAUACGGGAGAAGCUAAAGAUGAGUGAGAGAAGUCGAGAUAGGGAAAAUGAAGGCGGUCGAGAUAAAGAGAGAGAUUGGGAUCGAGAGAAGGAAAGAGAUAGUAGUCGACUUGGAAGAAAGGAGAGAGGUCAGGAUCGAGAGAAAGAAAGAAAUCGGGAUCGACGUAGGGACUAUGAAAGAGGUAGAAGCACAAAUGAUGAGAGAGGAAGGGACAAAUUUGAUGAAUGGGAUCGCUUCCACAACCGUGAUAAUGAUCGCAGGCAGAAAUAUGAUAUUGAAAAGGAGAAAAGACAAAAACAUAGGUCACGCUCACGUUCAAAGGAUAGAUUCAGCAAGAGGACUAAGUCACGAUCACCUUCUCCUUCUAAAAGUAAGCGUACAAGUGGUUUUGACAUGGCUCCUCUUGGUGUGUCUGAUACUGCCAUUGCAGGGUCACUGCCUGUUGUUCCACAACUUGUGACAGGAACUUUACCAACCAUGUUACCUGUUGCAACCCAUCAGAUUGGAUCAAUUGCACUUAUGCCAGCACAAGCGGUGACUCAACAGGCAACAAGGCAUGCACGCCGUGUAUAUGUUGGAGGCCUACCUCCCAUGGCAAAUGAGCAGACAAUUGCUACAUUUUUUAGCCAUGUAAUGUCUGCCAUAGGAGGAAAUGCUGCAGGUCCAGGUGAUGCUGUUGUCAAUGUAUACAUAAAUCACGAAAAGAAAUUUGCUUUUGUGGAGAUGAGAUCAGUAGAAGAAGCAAGUAAUGCGAUGGCAUUAGAUGGGAUAAUUUUUGAGGGAGUUCCAGUGAAAGUUCGAAGGCCUACAGACUAUAAUCCUUCCUUGGCUGCAACACUUGGACCCAGUCAACCCAGUCCGCAUCUUAACUUAGCUGCUGUUGGUCUUUUACCCAGUGCAAUUGGCGGAUCGGAGGGACCCGAUCGUGUCUUUGUGGGUGGGCUGCCAUACUAUUUCACAGAUGCACAAAUAAGGGAGCUCCUAGAAUCGUUUGGACCCCUGCGUGGAUUUGAUCUUGUAAAAGAUAGAGACACAGGAAACUCAAAAGGUUAUGGUUUUUGUGUCUAUCAGGAUCCAUCAGUGACUGACAUUGCAUGUGCUGCACUUAAUGGCCUCAAAAUGGGUGAAAAGACACUAACAGUCCGACGUGCCACUGCCAGCAUGGGACAGAUGAAACCAGAGCAGGAGUUGAUCUUACAGCAGGCACAUGAACACAUAGCUAUUCAGAAACUAGCUUUGCAAAGUGGUGGUGCCUCGCAUUUUCCGGGGUUUGCUUUGAAUGCCAACACAUCUGCAGAACCGCCAACCAAAGUUGUAUGCUUAACAGAGGUUGUUUCUGUGGAUGAACUGAGAGAUGAGGAGGUGUACAAAGAAAUACUAGAGGACAUGAGAGAAGAAAGUGAGAAGUUUGGUUCUUUGAUAAAUCUUGUCAUACCUCGCCCUGGUCCAACUGGAGAAGUGAUUUCUGGAGUCGGAAAGGUCUUUUUGGAGUUUGCAAAUGUCACGGACUCGGCUAGGGCGAAAGUUUCCCUCCAUGGUAGAAGGUUUGGGGGAAAUGUUGUCAGUGCUACAUAUUAUUCCGAAGAAAAAUUCGCCACAGGAGAUUACGACGCAAUGGUUGUGGCUUGACCAGGAUUUUUGCUGCCUUCUUUCUCGUCUUUGUUCCAUCUUUCCGCUGCUCUGCAACCAUGUGUCUUUCUAAACGUGAACUUCUUGCCUGUAACACCCGUCCAUUUAUUGUUCACCAUGCUUCAUGCUCAUAAUCAGUGUGAGUUGUCGAUCAUAAUCAUCGGGUGCAUUCCAGAGCAACUCUGUAUUUUAUAUGCCAGCUGAUUUGUUCUUUUCUGUGUUCC
Molecule: messenger RNA, 2029 nt
Organism: Musa acuminata subsp. malaccensis (wild Malaysian banana)
Lineage: Eukaryota; Viridiplantae; Streptophyta; Magnoliopsida; Zingiberales; Musaceae
Product: splicing factor U2af large subunit B
Biological process (GO): mRNA processing
Cellular component (GO): U2-type prespliceosome; commitment complex; nuclear speck
Molecular function (GO): poly-pyrimidine tract binding; pre-mRNA 3'-splice site binding
Source: RefSeq, a predicted model, not a curated record